Messenger RNA from Hyaloperonospora brassicae, 2052 nucleotides. NCBI's taxonomy places the organism in Eukaryota, Oomycota, Peronosporomycetes, Peronosporales, Peronosporaceae. The record is from the annotation of a GenBank genome assembly.
AUGCCGUUGCAGGCGGUCGUCCUUGCGACGUCGCUCUUGCUCCUCGUGGCUGUCGUCGCGGUGUACGGUACAACGACCUUCGACGACGGCGACGACAUUCAGCUCAGCGACUUGGGCGGUGGAUCCACUGGCGUGACGUUCUCGGACGUCAAUCGCAUUGUAGUUGGCCAGCACGUUCAUUCACUUACAAUCAGUGCUGAGCAAUGGAUCACAUCCGUGACGUUGCGCGUAGAUACGCCGACGGAAGUCACGCUGUCGCAUGGUGGAUCGAGCGGGACGGACUCGACGCUGCAUCUUGUCGAGGAGGAGUACGUCGAGUCGAUGGAGGUCCAUUGGACCCCACACGGCUUUAGCGCGACUAUUGUCUACCUCAACUUCAGCACGAACCAAGGUCGUACGAUUGCUGCAGGGAAGAAGGCAGGUGCUAGCUUGACGAUUCGUGCUCCGAAAGGUUUCCAGCUCAGCGGAUUCUUUGGCCGCGCAGCAAGCCAAGUGACUCAAUUGGGUGCGAUCUGGACGCGACGAAAUGCGACCAGCAAAGCGCUGACCGAUUUAGUGGAAUCGGAUUGGUAUGGCAGUGGCAUUCGGAACUGGGUUGGUCCUACCAUAAGUGACGCUACGGACUCGGCGUGCUAUCGAAAGAGGGUGGAAUACGGCAGUGAAGAGUCGUGUCCUGUAGGGUACAGCGCGGAUAGAAAGAGCUGUUUAGCACAGUGUCCGAUAUCGUAUCCCGUGGCAUGCUACGAGGAAUGCAUCCCACAGAAUGACAACUGCGCAGAGGAACUGCUCAGCAAGUCUGUAUCGGUGAUCGCCACAGUGUUCAACACAGUGACAGCAGGAAUCUUUGGCAGGAUCUUCCCGUCGUACACGAAAACAAAGACGACGUUUCUGUGCGCCGCCAACAUCAUCGGUUUGGUGAAGUCGCUUGCCUACUAUCUUCGUUUUCGUCGAACGACAGCAGUACAACAGACAAUGGAAGAGUUACUCGCAUUGGCAUACCAGUCCAACGUUGUGCUCUACUCGAUGCCAAUCGCUGUUGCCAAUUGCCUGGGACGGGAAGUUACGACAAAGGCAAAAGUGUUCAAUUGCGUCCACACUGUCGUCGCCAAUGUCGUGAAACAGGCUAUCACCAAUGGCGACCGAAUCCUCUCGUCUGGCCACGACGUCAUGAAUUUUCUCAUGGAUACAGGCACGAUUAAUUCAACAGAGGGGUUACACGUCGGAGAGCUUCAGGACCUUCUCGACAUGAACUCUACUUGUGGAGACCAACUCAGAAAUCUUACUGACUACAUCAUUGCUUCGGUCCAUGGGAUUCGCAACAAGGCGCCUGCCGCCGCAGUCGACGACAUUCGUGUCAAAAUCAGUGAGUCACCUCUUGUGCUGAAGGACAUUCCCAUUGUUACGAAUAAUUGCAUGCGCGAGGUGAUGGCGAGCACAACUAGAAAAGCUGCAUUUGGUACUCGUGACUUGAUCCGAAAGACACUUGGAGUGAUUGUUGAUCAGCUGGUCGAAACGGACCAAACCGACAUGGGUGCGUCGGUCGCUGAAGGCGACUUUACUUUGGAGGCAGCGAACUUGGUGCUCGUUAUACUUGGCAGCAUUGAUUCGACACGUAUCUUGUGGAUGCUGUCACAAUUUGUACAACCGACUUGUGGCCCUACGGCUUUCAUAGGCGAAAUUGACGACGGCACGCUGCACGAUGCUCUUGGACUGGAGACUUUGGGCGGAGCGUUCGAAGGCAGCUAUGGUACGUGGACGAAGAAAGGUGACGGCAUGGUGAACCUUGCAUUCGAGAGUGUCGGCACGGAAGACGUGACGGUCAUCAUUCACUCAGGCGGUGAAGAAUAUGAUGAAGUGGCAGUGCCUGUUGGUGGUACGGUCAAGUGGACACAAUACGUCUCGAAGCUGCAAGACCAAGCCUUGUAUCUCGAUUGUCGGCGGCAGAACAUGCUCGGUAUGUUAUCAAACACAGGUAGCUCACUGGUAUUGUGGGUCCCGCGGUCAUCUCAUGGUGGCGCACUUACCAUGCAUGUUCGAGUAAAUGAGAGCUAA